UUAAACUUGCCAGAAAGUUGCACAAAAUUAACUACAAUUCUAACUUAUCAUUCUUUGGAGAGUUACUUUUGGCGAGAUGCGCUUUCCCUUGGUAGCCACAUCAGUAAUUCUAGCUGUCCUGUGGGCUCUUGCUCUAGUACAGAGCCUUGAUUUUCAAUUUCCAAAGUUCACGCCAUCAGAUAUAAAUCGACUUAUUUUGAGUUCCAAAUCUGUUGUAGCCUUGGACGCCAUCCAAGUCACACCAGAUUCUAAUGGAGCUCCUAUGGAUAACUUAUCUGGAAGGGCCUUGUACAGAUGGCCAUUCAGACUAUGGAGCAACGGAGGGAAGAAAGCAUCUUUCAAUACAACCUUUGUAUUCAAUAUCAAAAAUCAGACAGCUUCAAGUGGUGAAGGCUUAGCUUUUAUAUUAACAGCAGAUCGUGAUGUUCCAGAUGGAAGUGAAGGACAAUGGCUUGGAAUCUUAAAUUCCACCUUAAAUGGAUCCAUCGAAGCCAGGACAGUGGCAGUAGAAUUUGACACCAGAAAAAGUUUCCCGGAUGAUCUUGAUGAUAACCAUAUUGGAUUGGAUGUGAACAGCAUCUACUCAAGAAGAUCGGUUUCGUUAAAUGACAGAGGCAUUUAUAUUUCUAAGGGCAAAAAUAUCACGGUAGUUGUUCGAUACGACGGCAAGAAUUUGACUGUUUUUGUGGGUGAGGACAUGAAGAAUCCAGUUUUUUCUGAGCAUCUCAAUCUCUCAGACUAUCUUCCAGAAAACGUUUAUGUGGGGUUUUCGGGUUCAACAAGUAACAACACUCAACUAAAUUGUGUGAGGUCAUGGGAGUUCAUCGGUUCGGAGAUAAAAGACUCCAAGUUGCGGUGGGUUUGGAUUUUAGUUGCAGUGGGAUCAGUACUAAUCCUGUUGAUUAGUAUUGGUAUCGCCCUUUUCUUGUACAGGAAAAGAGGAUGUGAAGUGGACAGGCGGGAGGAUGCUUAUCCAAAUAUUGAUGAGGCAAUCCUAGGCUCCUCAACUGCUCCGAGGAAGUACAAAUUCAAAGAACUUAGCAAAGCAACUGGUAAUUUCAACCCUAAGAACAAGCUCGGGAAAGGUGGCUUCGGGACAGUCUACAAGGGAAUCUUGGGAAACAAGGAUGUCGCUGUCAAAAGAGUCUCAAAGAAAUCAACCCAAGGUAAGCAAGAAUUCAUAGCAGAAGUCACUACAAUAGGCAACCUCCAUCACCGAAAUCUUGUUAAGUUGAUCGGAUGGUGCCAUGAAAGGCGUGAGUACCUCUUGGUUUACGAAUACUUGCCAAAUGGAAGCCUGGAUAAAUACGUAUUUUGUUAUGAAAAGCCAGGCACGCAGGAAGCAACACUGAGCUGGGAAAAAAGGCUGAGUGUGAUUUCCGGAGCGGCACAGGCAUUGGAUUAUCUGCAUAAUGGCUGCAUGAAGAGGGUACUUCACCGAGACAUAAAGGCCAGUAACAUAAUGUUGGAUUUAGAUUUCAAUGCGAAACUGGGAGAUUUCGGCUUAGCUCGCACCAUUAUUCGAAAUGAGCAAACUCACCACACAACGAAAGAGCUUGCUGGAACACCUGGCUACAUGGCUCCGGAGAGUAUUCUUACGGGAAGGGCAACGACCGAAACAGAUGUUUAUGCUUUUGGCGUUCUUGUUCUGGAAGUUGCUUGUGGAAGGAAGCCUGGAGGGCAGACUGAGCGGGAUGACUACAUUAGUAACAUUGUGCAUGGGCUAUGGGAACUUUACAGAAGGGGAACGAUCCUCGAAGGCGCAGACCCCAGAUUGGAUGGAAUAUUCAAAAAUGAAGAAAUGGAGUGUGUGCUUAUUCUGGGGUUGGCCUGCUGCCAUCCAAAUCCAAACGAUAGGCCCUCCAUGAAAACUGUUUUGCAGGUCCUUACAGGGGAAGCACCACCACCAGACGUGCCAGCUGAAAGGCCUGUUUUUAUGUGGCCGCCCAAGCCUCCAUCCUUCAAAGAAUGGGGCAACUCUAUCAUUGGAGGCGAACUCUCUCCAUUUUCAGAAAUCUCAGGGAGAUGAAUCAAAUGCCAAAGGAUCGAAGGAGAAUAUGUCGAUCAUCAGUCAGUAUGAUUUUGUUUUAGUCAGUAAUGUAGUAGUAGAUAUAUAU
Molecule: messenger RNA, 2117 nt
Organism: Populus nigra (black poplar)
Lineage: Eukaryota; Viridiplantae; Streptophyta; Magnoliopsida; Malpighiales; Salicaceae
Product: probable L-type lectin-domain containing receptor kinase S.5
Exons: 1
Coding region: 77-2029 (650 amino acids)
Biological process (GO): protein phosphorylation
Cellular component (GO): plasma membrane
Molecular function (GO): protein kinase activity; carbohydrate binding; ATP binding
Source: RefSeq, a predicted model, not a curated record